GCGUACUGUAGGUACGGCGCGCUUGUAAUCGGCCAUCAUUAUUGCCACUGCUACGGAGUACUUCGUACCUACUUGCCAUUCAGCACCCACAGACAGAUAAACCGCUACGGCACUCGAAGACACCUCAAGGCAAGGAAUACCGGAAUCUCCCGUUCUCUUUUUAGGGAUUCUUUUACAGAAUAUGGUUUCAUCUACUACACGGCGCAAAAGGCCCAUUCCUCUAUCUCGCACUCGGCCUCCCACAGCCCGGGCAAAUCACGCAGCUUUAUCGUCCAAAGCUACUCGGAAUCUUAUCCGGUCCCAUCAUCGCCUCCUCAAAGCGCGGGCACAGGCGUUGCAGGCUGGCGAUGAGAUCCUAGCCAGCGAGAUUGAUGCGCAAAUCCGGGAGAAUGGGGGCUUGGAGAGUUAUCAGCUCGCGAGCAAACUUGGCCAAUCAUUAGACCGCGGAGGGGACUCCAGCAAGGCCCUAGUCGAUUGGGUAGCUUCACGAUUACGACCGCUGGAAACCACGCCGUACAAGUUACGAGUGCUGGAGAUUGGAGCUCUGAGUACCAAAAACGCUUGUUCUAUGAACAGAUAUCUUGAUGUCACUAGAAUUGAUCUGAACUCCCAAGAACCGGGGAUCCUGAGGCAGGACUUCAUGGAAAGACCACUUCCGAAAAGCGAAGACGAUAAGUUUCAUGUGAUCAGCCUCUCCUUGGUCCUUAACUAUGUUGCGGAUGCCGCCGGCCGAGGUGAGAUGUUGAAACGCUGUGUAUCUUUCCUGACGAACUCAUCUCCCCCCGGAUCCUCCAUUGCCAUCAUCCCCAGUUUGUUCCUGGUCUUGCCGGUUGCCUGCGUCACCAAUUCGCGCUACCUCACGGCAGGCAGAUUGGAAGAUAUAAUGUUCAGCAUGGGCUUUGUCUUGUCCAAGAGCAAGCAAACUUCCAAGCUGAUAUUCCAACUCUGGGAUCACAAUGGUGACUAUAAGCCUAAGGUAUUCAAGAAAGAUGCAAUGAAUCCCGGCAAGACGAGGAACAAUUUUGCAAUCGUGGUCAAGUGACACGAUCGCAUAUGGGAUGGGAAGGGCCCCUUUAUCCGAGUUAUCACAUUGCAGAAAUGGUCUCUUGUGGUAGGAAUGACCACGCAGUCCCAACCAGUGCUAAUACUGAUGAUAAUAUUAGAAGAAACCAGUCGAGCAGCCGUUCCUCUCCACUGAUCUGAUCGCCGAAUAUUUUCAGGUGAAAUGCAAGCGGCAAUAUGAUGCAGAUUGUGAAACAUAAAGCUGACCCCAUCAAUGCCAUGAUU
Aspergillus heteromorphus CBS 117.55 is the source of this 1287-nucleotide messenger RNA. RefSeq names its product 25S rRNA (adenine2142-N1)-methyltransferase. The transcript has a single exon. Gene Ontology annotation, molecular function: rRNA (adenine) methyltransferase activity. Lineage: Eukaryota; Fungi; Ascomycota; Eurotiomycetes; Eurotiales; Aspergillaceae. The record is from RefSeq and is a predicted model, not a curated record. Gene Ontology annotation, cellular component: nucleolus. The coding region runs from base 182 to 1042 and encodes 286 amino acids.